Messenger RNA from Menidia menidia (Atlantic silverside), 1290 nucleotides. Lineage: Eukaryota; Metazoa; Chordata; Actinopteri; Atheriniformes; Atherinopsidae. The record is from the annotation of a GenBank genome assembly.
GUCCAACCUACGGAGGAGAUGGCACACCUUCGAGACAUGCAGAACCAGAAUACCCGGCUGGACCCAGAGGAGUACUUCACCAAGCAGGAGCGGAUCGGGAAGGGUUCUUUCGGGGAGGUGUACAAAGGCAUCAACAACCGCACCAAGGAGGUAGUGGCGAUUAAAAUCAUCGACCUGGAGGAGGCAGAGGAUGAGAUAGAAGACAUUCAGCAGGAGAUCACAGUAUUGAGCCAGUGUGACAGUCCUUUUGUUACAAAGUAUUAUGGAUCAUACCUAAAGGGGACCAAACUGUGGAUUAUCAUGGAGUAUUUAGGUGGAGGAUCUGCUCUGGAUCUGCUCCGACCCGGACCUCUAGAAGAGACCUACAUUGCUACUAUACUAAGGGAAAUUCUUAAAGGGCUGGAGUACCUGCACUCCGAAAGGAAGAUUCAUAGAGACAUCAAAGCGGCCAAUGUGCUGUUGUCGGAGCAGGGCGAUGUGAAGCUUGCAGACUUUGGGGUUGCCGGACAGUUAACAGACACUCAGAUCAAGAGGAACACAUUUGUGGGCACACCUUUCUGGAUGGCGCCGGAGGUCAUCAAGCAGUCAGCCUAUGAUUUCAAGGCGGAUAUCUGGUCCCUGGGAAUCACUGCCAUUGAACUGGCCAAAGGAGAACCCCCCAACUCUGAUCUACACCCUAUGAGGGUCCUGUUCCUCAUCCCCAAAAACACUCCCCCCACAUUGGAAGGUCCUUAUAGCAAACCCUUUAAAGAGUUUGUGGAAGCAUGUCUAAAUAAAGACCCUCGUUUUAGGCCGACCGCCAAAGAGCUUCUGAAGCACAAGUUCAUCACACGCUACACCAAGAAGACAGCAUAUCUGACAGAGCUCAUAGACCGCUAUCGUCGCUGGAAGUCAGAGGGACACGGGGAGGAAUCCAGCUCUGACGACUCCGACAUGGAUGCUGACGGAGAUGUAGAUCAGUGUCCCAUGUGGACCUUCCCCACAGUCAGACCCAGUUCUAUGAACAAAUUGCAGAAGGGCUACACACACACAGAUGCAGAGUCUGGAGAUUCUAUGAAGAGGCAACCUAAGUCACAAUGCCUGUCUGCUUUGGUAACGCCCAUUUUCAGAGAGCUAAAGGACAAACGGCGAGCCAGCGGCGGAGGAGUCGGAGCCAUCGAGGAACUGGAAAAUGCCUUCAACCUGGCAGAGGAGUCCUGUCCAGGCAUCUCUGACCGUCUCGUCACACACAUGAUGGAGAGAGUGUGCAGGUUUUCUUUAAAUGGUAACACCACUCAAUCUUCGCGAUGA